Phlebotomus papatasi is the source of this 4208-nucleotide messenger RNA. RefSeq names its product sodium/hydrogen exchanger 8 (gene Nhe1). Gene Ontology annotation, cellular component: membrane; Golgi apparatus. The transcript is spliced from 3 exons. Bases 180 to 2204 code for a protein of 674 amino acids. Gene Ontology annotation, molecular function: sodium:proton antiporter activity. NCBI's taxonomy places the organism in Eukaryota, Metazoa, Arthropoda, Insecta, Diptera, Psychodidae. The record is from RefSeq and is a predicted model, not a curated record. Gene Ontology annotation, biological process: sodium ion transport; proton transmembrane transport; regulation of pH.
UGGCACCAUACAAAAACCGUGGAAUUCCCACGUCAAAAAAUAUUCCAUUGCGAGUGCGCUAAAGAAAAUGUUGUGCGAGAUAGUGUGAUGAAAUAGUUGUGUAAUUUAAGUGUGAUUCUUAGUGAAAAGUAAUGAUUUUUAUAAUCAAUCACUAGCUCAAUCUUUCCCCUGUGACCCUAAUGUUCUCCAACAGUGCAAAAGUGUACUUUCUCGCCAUGAAUACCUCCAAGGCCAUAGUAUUUGUGAUUUUCCUCUUGGGAACAGCAAUUGCCAGCGAAAAUGCCUCCUCGUCGACUGUAGCGCCCUCAUCAUCAUCAUCAUCAUCAUCAACAGUGCGCAUUAACACUACAACAUCGGGUGAGAUCGUUGAUCCGCCAGAGGAGGCAAACAUAACGAAUGCGGACACAGAUCAUAGUAGUAGUAGUGCUCCUAAUCCUGUGAGUCCAUCUACUAACACCAGCACAGAUGAGUCCCAUGAUCUCCCGGACACCGGAGCCGUCGAAAGGGAGCACAACAGUUCGUUGAAUAUCUUCUUUGUGCUGUGUGUGAUUGCUCUGGGGAUCCUACUAAUCCACAUGAUGCUCCAUACUGGUUUCCAGUAUCUCCCUGAAAGUAUUGUUGUAGUAUUCCUUGGAGCUCUCAUCGGACUACUAAUCAAUGCUCUGUCUGAAGGAAAUAUAGCCAACUGGAAGCGUGAGGAAGUAUUUUCUCCCACAGCCUUCUUCCUAGUCCUCCUACCGCCCAUCAUCUUCGAAUCUGGCUAUAACCUGCACAAAGGCAACUUUUUCCAGAAUAUUGGAUCUAUCCUAGUUUUUGCCAUUAUAGGGACAACAAUUUCUGCACUCGUUAUCGGGACAGGAGUCUAUAUCCUAGGUCUAGCAGACGUGGCCUACCACUUCAAUUUUGUGGAGUCCUUUGCUUUUGGGUCUUUGAUUUCGGCUGUCGAUCCCGUUGCAACUGUAGCGAUCUUCCAUGCGUUGGAUGUCGAUCCCGUCCUUAACAUGUUGGUAUUUGGAGAGAGUAUCCUAAAUGACGCCAUAUCUAUUGUCUUAACGACAACCGUAAUGGAGUCAGCCAAGUCUACUGCUGCCGAAGGUGCAGUGAGCACUGGUGAAGGAAUCCUGUCGGCCUUCUAUACAUUCUGCAUGAUGUUCUUCGCGUCAGCAGGAAUAGGGGUAGUUUUUGCCCUGAUAAGUGCCCUGUUGCUCAAACACAUCGACUUGAGGAAGCAUCCAUCGCUGGAAUUUGGCAUGAUGCUCGUCUUCACCUACGCACCUUACGUCCUAGCCGAAGGCAUUCAUCUUUCAGGCAUCAUGGCUAUCCUCUUUACAGGUGUAGUCAUGUCUCACUACACCCACUUCAAUCUCUCCACUGUUACACAGAUUACCAUGCAACAGACAAUGAGGACGCUGUCCUUUAUCGCUGAAACUUGUGUCUUUGCAUAUUUGGGAUUAGCCAUAUUCUCCUUCCAACACCGCUUCGAAGUUUCCCUGGUCAUAUGGUCACUCUUUCUGUGUCUCAUUGGCCGGGCCUGCAAUAUCUUCCCACUAGCAUGGUUAGUGAAUAAGUUCCGGGAGCACAAGAUCACUAGCUCUAUGCAGUUUAUUAUGUGGUUUUCUGGUCUUCGCGGAGCAAUCUCCUACGCUCUUUCCCUCCACUUGGAUCUCUCCAGUGAUGAUUCCCGUCACGUAAUUAUAACUACAACUCUCAUUAUCGUCCUGUUUACAACGUUGGUCUUUGGUGGAUCAACAAUGCCUCUGCUCAAAUACCUACGCGCUGGGAAGAAACCCAAAUCUACAAGAUCCCUCCGCAGAAACAGUCGCAGACGCCGCGACGUACCUAUCUCUCUGUCAAAGACACGAGAAUGGGGCCAGGCUAUUGACUCUGAGCACCUGUCCGAACUGACUGAGGAGGAAGAAGUGGCUUUCUCAAAGACACGUCUAGGAGGCUUCGCGAGAAUGGAUAGGAAAUACUUGACACCUUUCUUCACGCGCCGCUUCACCACCCAGGAACUCCAUGAUUGCAAGAGUCAGAUGGCAGAUCUCACCAAUAAGUGGUACCAAGCUAUACGGGUUUCACCAGAGCACACAGAUGAAGAGGAAGAUGCUAUCUCGCGACAGACUGAUCUCGGAUCUUCACAGUCCACCCUCCCAGUGGGAACGCCAACCACGUUUGCUAGAGACUAUAAUUCCACAAACAACUAAUACGACAAAAUUUGGGAUUGUGCUUAAGCUACAAAAAAAUUUGAUCUUCCUUAGUUUAAAGUUCAAAAUAAACAUCUGAAAGAUGAAAUGGACGGAUGCUUCAAUAGAAAUGAGUUUCUGAUGGAUUAUAACAUUCAUACACAAUGAAAAUAGAUAUAAACAGUACAAAUAGCGGGAAAAGUUCUUCAACAUAAUUAUUUGUGGGAAGAAAGUAGUAAUUGUUGUCAGAGCCUAGAUGGUACAAGACCUAAGAAGGAAAUAUGGCACUUUAGCUCAGGGUUAGUCUUAAAUAAUAGGAGAAUGUAAUUAAAUUUUUUACUUUUCAUUUUUAACAAAAGUAUUAGUUAUUUCUCUAGGAGUAACAAGUUCCGUUAUAGGCAGAAAGGCAGGGGAUGAAUUUUUAUGGCCAGAGAGUGAACCGUGAGUGGUAGAUCAGCAGAUCGCACCGAUCUAUCUCCAAGAUCGCGCUGAUCGCGCAAUCAGUCUCUAGGAUCGAGUUGAUCGGCACUCAAAGUGAACCGUGAGUGACAGAUCUGGCUAACCUUUGCAGAAAGGACUCUGCCUAGUAGCGUACCUAAGACCGUAUUCAGACUAGAGGUUUAGCCCAGUUCCCAAGUUCUCUAGGGGCGCCGAUGUUCCUUUUUUUUUUAGACAACUGAACCCUGACUCUUUAUAAUUGCCAUGUUGAAGUAAAAAAAGAUUUAAAUAAAAUGGACUCCGAGUCUUUCUGGAGUGCCCCUCUAGUUCUUACAAUGCCUUUUGUCCUUAUAAUCUAUUAAAAUUUUCGUUAACACUUUUAAUUUUCUCAGAGACUUUCUGGGGCGCCUCUCUAGUUCCUAAAAUGCAUUUUGUCCUUAUAGUUGUUCAAAAUUUCGACUUCUAGGGCGCUCCUCUUGCUCCUAAAAUGCAUUUUGUUCUUAUCUAUAAAAAUUUCGGGUUGAAGAAAAAGCUUAAUUCCCUCACAUUCUAGGGCGUCCAAUUGUUUUAAAGGCUUUCUUGGUGCCUAUAGAGCUGUAAAAGAGCAUUUCAAAAAUCGUUGCAUUUCAAUAAGUUUGUCGCCUGAAUUUCUCUCUAAUUCGUUUGACAUUUAGGUCCCAAAUGCCCGAAUUUGAGAGAGUCUACUGUAGUGUAUUCUAAAGAAAUCUUCCUAAAGUCCUCCUUUAGAAAUUGUUCUUUGACAUCAACAACGUAAGAGAAACCGUUAUUGUAAAACAAGAGGUUCUGUAAGAUAAUUUAACCUAUUUUUGAGCAUAUGUUUUAUGCUUUAGUACUUUUCAUACAUACUUACAGGGUUGGUCCCGCAUCAAAAAUUGUUAUCGAUGGUACAGGUAUUCGUGGCGAUAGAUUGGACCGUUUUACCCACUGUACUUUAUUUACCUGUUCAAAAAAAAUUUCCUAAUCUUUUGUUAAAGUUUAUUUUAAACUGCUAAAAUUAGCAUUUGCUUAAAAAAAAUCCAAUUAAUUAUACUAUCAAAUUAGGAAAAUCCAGAAAAUUUCUAGAACUCAUGUAUUACGCCAAUAUUUCCAAGAAUUCUAACGAGGGUCACUGACAACAAUAAGUAGUUCAAAUAAAAAGUUAAAUGCGCCAUUUACAGUUAAAUUUCAAUUGAGUUCCUUUGAAUAAAUUAGUCAAGAAGGUGCAGAAAACAAUGAGUGGGAAAAUGACAAAAAAGAAAUAUCUUUAAACUUGUGCAAUCUUUAGAAAAACCGAAAUCCUCAAUAUUUGUUGGUAUUUUUUUUUGACUAUUUAGGAAGAUUUUUUAAAUGGCUUUAAAACGACGAGAAAGAAGUGGGACGAUUUUGUGAUACGAAAAGAAGAAUUUGUUAGAAGAGAGAGCUUUUUAUUUAAUGCUUUUGAAGUUUAAUUUAAAGUAUAAAUUAUUUAUCUAUUCCAUAUAUUACCAUUUUACUUAAAAUAGUCCAGAGUGAAAGAAAAAAACCACCACAAUUUAAUUGUACUGUAAGUCAUUAAUAUAUUCAAUAAAGAAUAUUCUUUGAAGUGGA